Molecule: messenger RNA, 3314 nt
Organism: Diprion similis
Lineage: Eukaryota; Metazoa; Arthropoda; Insecta; Hymenoptera; Diprionidae
Gene: spz4
Product: protein spaetzle 4
Exons: 6
Coding region: 502-1980 (492 amino acids)
Biological process (GO): innate immune response; regulation of Toll signaling pathway; central nervous system formation
Cellular component (GO): extracellular region
Molecular function (GO): growth factor activity; Toll binding
Source: RefSeq, a predicted model, not a curated record
CUCGUACUCGAACUCUCGGUAGGGACACCGUGACACACAUGAGUGGCAGCGCACUAACGGUAUCACCAGGCUGACCUACUCUUGAGGCCGUCGUCGCACCUCUCUCCCUGGCCGACCGACCAGCCGUAUUUGCUGUUUCACUCGGAGAAUAGGAGUACACACUUUUUCCUUCGAACUUCGAUGGGUACCCCGGUACCGAUGACAGCCAGUAAUCAGAGUCCCCUUGACUGCAGAGGAGCUACCGUCCAGUCGAGAAUGCCUGACAUGUAGCCGUUCGUCGUGGGCAACGUCAGUACAGCACCAACCCCACGGAGGCAAACCGAUUGUGAAAACUAGCUGGCUAAUGUGGUGUACUUUUACAGUGGGUGCUUUAGUGGUGCUAGAUCAACUGAGGCUAGACAGGUGCCUCUAGUGUUCCAUUUACUAUUGCAGUGACUACAGUGAACCAGUGACACUGAUUUUCGGAUUUACGCGCCCUGUCUGUACCAGACCACUGAAACUAUGAGGAUUUUCAUUUUGCUUGUAUUUUGGGUUCUUAAAUUGCAGUUGAGUAGAUGUCAAAGCUUCAAAGGUGGCAGUUCCGGAAACUUUGGAUACGAUGCCUCCUCAGCGUGUAGUAGGCCCUACUCAAGAUCGGCAAGAGCACGAUUUGAAAAUCUUCCCUGUGACUUCAGACACCAGAACUGGUGCACCGUUCCUGGAAGUGCAUACCCAUGGCACGCGGUGCGUCGUUUCGUUCAAGAAAAUCAAGGACUGAUGCGACGCAUGUACGGAGAUGAACGACACAUCAACGUCCUAAGAGCAGAAAUAGAUAAUAACGAUGUCACUGAGGCUGAUGUCGAUGAAGAAUUCUUUCAGCCAGUUGAUGAUUCCACAUACUUUGAGCACGAAGAUGACUAUGAAGAGUUCGAAGAUGACGAUCAAGAAAGCACGGAGGGGUUCGGGGACAGAAGCUUUACAAGCAGAGCUUUUGACGACUCUAGUGGUAGAAGAAGAUUCAGCAAGUUCCCAAAAUUGGGAGAUUAUUCGCGACCUCAAUUCCGACCUGCCAGUACCAGGACGACAUCAACGUUAACGACGAGCGACUCAACAACGAAGGCAGCGGUUACUAAAAGCGAAGAAAAAACUAUCAACAAUUCUACAGAUCAACAGAAUGAGACGAUCGUAGAAAAAACUACAACACCGGUAGUAACUUUGGCCCAGAUUGCUAACGUACAGAAUCUGAGCAUCAACGAAAUUCCGGACAGACAGCCGGACAACCUAGACGUAAAAUUAGAAAAUCUCACAGAUCUGCCCGAAACUGACACAACGACCACAGAACGUAUGACUUCUGAAAUGGAAGUAACUACGGACUUACCAACAACUGUAAUGGUGGACCCCCUUGAUGUCGAACUCGGUGACGAACCAGCCAGAAACAGUCCGAACAAAGGUCCAGGUAUCGAGCAGCUAUUUGCUGCCACAGAGCAGCACUUUCGACCGAGACCAGAAUACAGACCACCAGAAGUGAGACCGGGAACUGCUUCGCCAAAUGCGGGAGGACAACUGUUCCAAGACGUUGCUGCGAAAGAUCAAGCGCCGCCGAUCCUGAGGCCAAGAGGAGUAAACGCCUGUCCAGUAAAAGAAGAAGUCGUCGCACCGUUCUGGGCGAAUAACACUCGUGGCGAGGUACUCGCCCUCCUAAACCUUUAUCCGUUCGAGCAGUACGUACAUUGGGAGAAAUGCACGAACGAGAACAAACAGAUGCACUGCCGGGAUGGGUGUAGGUGUGAACAGCAGUUCAGACUUCACAGGUUGCUGGCCUAUGAUCCAAAUAAUGAGUGCCGAGGCAUCUUCAGCGACUGGUUCAAGUUUCCAAGUUGUUGCGUCUGUCGAUGUUACGAUUUACCGGUUGAAUUUCGAGUCACGUCUCGUUCGCCAAGGGCGCAAAAACCCCGUCGUAAAACUAAAAAUCAAGUGCAGUCCCAAUGGUACACGCACUGAGCACAGAUCGGAGGUCAAAACACAGCCUACAGAACAUCGGUUGGAGAAUUAUCCGCAAUACAACACAAAGCUUUUAAAUACGUAGUAUUAAUUGUCUGAUGACGAGGUCAAAUCAUCGAGAAUAUUUAUUAUACGUAGAUAUAACGUUGAGUAUCUGCCACUGUGAUUGAGAUUAAAUUUAUGUUCACUUUGGGAGUGCCAAAUUCCGAAUGAGCGAUGAGAGUCGUGAGCGGAAUCCAAAAUCAGUUUGUCACUGUUCAAAUGAAGAAAAAAAUAAUAUGUCACAUGUAAACGCACAAACUUUCAUUUUCAUGGUAAUUCUCAAAAUUUUAGCACGUUAAUUAUAUUUUUAUGCUCUAUUAACGAUUGAAUAUGAAUAACAUACUCACAACAACAGGUUGUUAAAACAAUUAAUAACGAAAAUGAAACAUAUUCUUAAGAUUUUUUACUAUGUGGCCGUUUUUGUUGAAUAUAUGUACAUGUUACUUGACAAUCACCGCAGACAUACCUAAAUUCAGAAAGAACCGACCCACGUCCCAGUGUCUACUCACUACUGCCCGUGACUACGCCUGGUGAUAAUUAUAACUUAUUAUAAAGCUUUGUUUGCCCAUUAUAAAAAUCCAUUUUCUUUGAGAUACGUUAACAUACGUAUAAUGUUAUUAUAACUUACACUUAUAUACUGUACAACAUUGUAACUGGUUGAAAAAUACUCAGGUCACUUUGUACAAGUGACAUGAUUUUUACAUUCUUCAACGGUCUGCCAUAAAACUGAUGUAAUUUCAGUGCAAACUGACAGAAGCAUGACCGUUCAAAAAGUAGAAGGGAGAAAUUUGGUUUUUUGUAAAAGAACGAACUUACGUUUUAUAGAACUUAAUGAAUAAUACGGGAAUUCAUGCACUUUAUUCAAUUUGUGUGACGAACAAAAUAAAGUAAAAGUUUGCUCUCACGAUAGAAAUCAAAUAGAUAAGUAAAAAGAUUUUCGGAUGUAAUUUAAUAUCGCGUGUCCAACGACAAAAGAUCGUAAGCAUUAUAAAUGCGACUUCAGUGGCAAAAAUAUGUAUAUUUUUUUUCCACCAUUCGCAACAAAAAUUUAUAUCGUUACAAAACCAAUUGGCGAAUCGGAAAUUAUUUGCGUAUUUGAAAAGGCUCAUAAUUGCAAUUAGUAAUCCAUUUCUUGUUAAUUCAUUACUUUAAUUUUAUUGUUUAAAUUAUGAAUAUAUAUACACCAUAUUCCUUAACUUACUGGAUAAUAUAUAAUAACAAUAAUAUUACGAACUAAAGCUGCCUAUUGUCAUAACAGUAUUCUAUAAAUUUCCGAAUAUUUAAAUUUUUUA